Molecule: messenger RNA, 1570 nt
Organism: Populus nigra (black poplar)
Lineage: Eukaryota; Viridiplantae; Streptophyta; Magnoliopsida; Malpighiales; Salicaceae
Product: peptidyl-prolyl cis-trans isomerase PASTICCINO1-like
Exons: 3
Coding region: 632-922 (96 amino acids)
Source: RefSeq, a predicted model, not a curated record
AUACUAGAAUAAAAUGUCAUUGAUGUUCCUACUGUAUUUUAUUGGAUAUAGGUGAGAAGACAAAUUAUCUAGGGAUGCAAUUGUAUAUUAUCACUCAAAGUCGGUUACCAGGGAUUCAGGGCUUUGUAAGUAUAUGUGACGAGGAAUUUCAUGAGAUGAACAACCGGCAAUACACAAGAGAUUGAGCUCUUGUAUAACAUGACAAGGUCCAAGCUCCCAAUGGCAGAACACUUUGUGCAGAAAGCAGCUAGUCAUAUGCUAGGCCCACUUAAUUGAUUCUGACUUGUUAAGAGGUCGAGCAUUGAAAUGGCUGUCAGCUAGCAAUAGAGAGCAAACCAUAGGAUGAUAUGUGAUGUUCUUGUCAAAGAUUAUCCUUAAUAGGUUCCCAGGACAAGCACCCUGAAAAAUUACAGAUGCCAAUGAGGCAAUUGAGCAGAAAAGUUCCCCUAUCAGGGAAGUGGGAACCAAAAAAAUAUACCUUGCUUUUCAAUAUCUGUGCUUUUUUACAAGUUAAUUUAUCCUGAAGGCCUUUGCCAUCCUUCAGAAUCUGGAUGUUGAUAUUCAUUACUGAUAAAUUCUGCAGGUUUUGGAAGCAAAUGCUGCACAUGUCAAGGCCCUCUAUCGCCGUGGAAUGGCCUCCCUGGAAGUUGGAGAUUUUGAGGAAGCAAGGGGUGAUUUUGAAAUGAUGAUGAAAGCCGACAAGUCAUUUGAACAUGAUGCAACAGCAGCUUUUAAAAAGCUGAAGCUGAAGCAGAAGCAGCAGGAUGUGGAGAAAAAGGCAAGGAGACAAUUUAAAGGACUAUUUGACAAGAUGCCUGGGGAAAUCGCUGAUGCUGGAACGGAUAACAGAGGGGAAGAGCAGAGUACAAAUGAAAACCACCAAGAGAAGAAUGGUUCUCUCUCCUGUGGGCAACUGGUAUAAGAUUUUUUUCAGCUCCUGGGCUUCAAAGAUGCACGAUAUUAUGACAAGGCUUUAGGGUUGGGCGUAAGCAGCAUUAUUUCUAUCGUCUGGCUGGCAAAUUCAGACUUCGAAAGGAAAAAAACAUAUUAAAGAAGGUUCAGUAUACCAUUUUCAGUGUAGCCUCACAAAGAAAAUAAAUUUUUGGGCUCCGUUUAUGACGAUAUAUAUCCAUGGAAAAACAAAACAUAUCACAGGAGGUUCAUUAUACUAUUUUCAUUGAAGCUUAAAAUGGACGUUGUUGAAUUACUACAUUUGAUCUCAAUCAUGUGACGGUACAUUUAUUUUCAACCUGCCAGUCAGAGCAAUCUGGUGCCUCGUGCUCGUGGUGGCUGUCAUUUAUAUAGAACUUGAAGAGAAUGGAAACAGAGUGCUUGGACCUGAGUCCGUGCAAGGCUAGGCAGGCUUGCCAAUCUUCAAGCUUCCGAUUUUUUUUAGCUAGAAGGUCUAGAAAUCCACCCUUCAUCCUAAGGUCUUGAAAACUCCCUUGUGGGGGCAACGAGGAAAUAAAAUAAACUUCUCUGGCAUUUGCAAGUGUUAAGCCACCCGAAACUUUUUUAUUCCGAUUUUUGUCUCGUAUUGAUCCUUCACUCAACUUGUAUAAUAAAGCAG